CUUCGGGUCAAAAUGACCCGCCACUGUGUUAAAACCCCCCAAAAAAUCCCCUAAAUGUUAUUUUUUUAACUUGAGAUUUUAAGACUUUGCCUAGAUUGGCCAAAACAAUAGAAAAAGUUAAAUGUUGCUUUUAUUCACAUUUCCAUGUAAGCUGUACAAAAAAAAGUACAAAGAUGGUCUUCGGGUCAAAAUGACCCGUGAGGCAAAUAGAGUUGAAAUCAAGGUCACAGAGUUAUUUACAAACCACAGAAUGUUACAAAGUUUUAGAUGUGUCUCAGAUCAAUCAGUAGCAAAAGUAAACAAGGCAAAUCAGGUGGUGUUCUCACAGACUUCAGAAGACCACCUGUUAUUUCAAGAGAAUAUAAAGGUGCUGCAUAACAGGACCCCGAAUUGUGUCUGUGCUGAAGCCAUGAGUGUGCDUUAUAACACUGAAGAGGCUUUAGAGGUGAUUUUCUCACAUGUCCAGCAAGUCAACUCUGAUUCAGAAGAGGAAGUAGAGGAUGUAUCCGAAGAAGAAGAUGGAGAGGAAUACAACCCAGAGCAUGAUGAAUCAUCUUCAGAAGAAGAAGAAAACCCUGAAGCUGAAAGUGAGACUUUCCUUUCAAAAAAUGGCAAAAUAGCAUGGUCCUCAGUGGCAUAUGACCAACACAGCAGGCAUGCAGAACAAAAUAUCAUAAAGAUGACCCUAGGACCCACAAGGUAUGCCGUUUCUCAUGCCCAUGAUAUUGUUUCUACAUUCCACCUGUUCAUCACACCAGCAAUAGAAAAAUUAAUCCUGGAGAUGACAAAUUUGGAGGGUUUUCGCAAAUAUGGAGACAGCUGGAAAAAGAUGGAUGAGGUUGACCUCCAGGCCUAUUUAGGGCUGCUAAUACUAGCAGGUGUAUACAGGUCCCGAGGUGAAGCUGCAGCUAGUCUAUGGGAUGCAGAGAGUGGAAGGCCAAUUUUCCGAGCCACAAUGCCACUCAAACUCUUUCACACCUACUCAAGACUGAUACGAUUUGAUGACCGUGAAUCAAGACCAGCAAGACGUGUGACAGACAAACUUGCAGCCAUAAGAGAGGUAUGGGACAAGUGGGUGGAGCGGUUGCCCUACCUCUACAAUCCAGGGCCUGACAUAACAGUGGAUGAGCAACUGGUUCCAUUUAGAGGUAAUCUGUUUUCAUAUUUGUAAUAAAAGUGAUUUUCACUAUUGAUUUCUUUGACUGUUUUCUGUGACACUGAUACUAAUCACUGAUGCUAAUGUCUUUUGUCCAAAGGUCGUUGUCCUUUCCGGCAGUAUAUGCCCAGCAAGCCAGCAAAAUAUGGGAUCAAGUCAUGGAUGGCUUGCGAUGCCAAAUCAAGCUAUGCUU
Messenger RNA from Austrofundulus limnaeus, 1349 nucleotides. RefSeq lists its product as uncharacterized. NCBI's taxonomy places the organism in Eukaryota, Metazoa, Chordata, Actinopteri, Cyprinodontiformes, Rivulidae. The record is from RefSeq and is a predicted model, not a curated record. The transcript has a single exon. Bases 122 to 1171 code for a protein of 349 amino acids.